Messenger RNA from Striga asiatica, 321 nucleotides. The record is from the annotation of a GenBank genome assembly. NCBI's taxonomy places the organism in Eukaryota, Viridiplantae, Streptophyta, Magnoliopsida, Lamiales, Orobanchaceae.
AUGUUCAGCAAUGGGUGCCGAUUUUUCAACAUGAGGCACGGUAGAAAAGUCCCUAAACUCAACAGGCCGCCCGACCAGAGGCGGGCCCUCUUACAUGGCCUCACGACUCAACUCCUCAAAUACGGGCGCAUAAAGGCCACGAGAGCUCGAGCGAGUGCCAUGCGCAAAUAUGCCGACAAAAUGAUCACGAUGGCCAAGGAUGGCACUCUGCACAAGAGAAGGCAAGUCCUCGGCUUUAUUUACGAGAAGCAAAUAGUCCGCGUGCUUUUUUGCCGAGGUUCAGAAGAUGCGGGGAGAGAAGAGGGUAUACCAGAAUUAUAA